UAUGACGUCACGCGUGACAUAAGUGCAAUAUACCACGCACAGGAAGGAUAAACGUGGAUUAUAUCACAACCCAUCGCCAUGUUGAUGUUUAUUGUUCUCGUUUUGGCGGUCGCGGUGGACAGCCAGAAUCAGUGUGCAUCCUCCUCCAACUGUCCGGCGGACCAGUGCUGUGUGGUCAUCGUCACCAGGCGGUCGGCGGAGGUGGACAGCAGAGCCCUGACUCUGGGAGUAUGUCAGCAGAUUGGCGUCGACGGGUCCAACUGCUUCAUGGCAUCCAACGCCCGACCUGACGGCAAGUACAACCUCCAGUGUCCCUGUAGGGCCGAUCAUCACUGUCUCUGGAAUGGGUUCUUCUCCAAAGGAGGGAGUACCGGCUACUGUCGACCCGGAAGUGCUGUUCCACUGCUGACCCCUGACCUCAAUCCAACAGCCAAACAGAGCACGACCCCACCCCCUUUCGCCAUUCCCACCCCAAUGGUUGGCUAGCAACUUUAUGUAUCUCGCAACAUCACAGUAAUAAAACUGUUAAACAUUGGGAAUUCA
Molecule: messenger RNA, 543 nt
Organism: Haliotis rubra (blacklip abalone)
Lineage: Eukaryota; Metazoa; Mollusca; Gastropoda; Lepetellida; Haliotidae
Exons: 4
Coding region: 79-486 (135 amino acids)
Source: RefSeq, a predicted model, not a curated record